This is a messenger RNA of Cololabis saira (Pacific saury), 2546 nucleotides long. RefSeq lists its product as uncharacterized. The coding region runs from base 1 to 2301 and encodes 766 amino acids. NCBI's taxonomy places the organism in Eukaryota, Metazoa, Chordata, Actinopteri, Beloniformes, Belonidae. Gene Ontology annotation, molecular function: protein binding. The transcript has 5 exons. The record is from RefSeq and is a predicted model, not a curated record. Gene Ontology annotation, biological process: protein homooligomerization.
AUGGCGAGAAUGCCUGGCAGCCGAGACACGGAGCAGCAGGACGGGAGGGAGGGGGACGGCGGGGACGAGGAUGGGGAGGACGAGAUCCAGGAGGUGCAGAUCACCGGGGAGGAGGAGCAGGAGAUCCAGGACGAGAUCCAGGAGGUCCGGAUCCCCGGGGAGGAGGAGAUCCAGGAGGUGCAGAUCACCGGGGAGGAGGAGGGCGAGGAGGGCGAGCAGGACUCCGACGGGGAUGAGUGGGAGUCCGGGAGCGCAGCUCUGGAUCGCGGCGGUUCCGCCGCGGAGAUGUGCGUUCUGCGGAGUAUGGACCGGGAUGGGGGGGGUGGAGGAGUCCCCCGCUCGGAGAGGUCCAGGCUGAGCGAGAACACCCGCCUGGCCACCCGCUACGCGGUGCGCAUCUUCCGGGAGUACCUGUCGGAGCGGGCGCACAGCCCGCACUUCGAGCGGCUGGACAAGGACGCGCUGUGCGCGCUGCUGCGCUCCUUCUACGCAGAGGCGCGCUCCAAGAGCGGCCAGGCGUACAGCAAGUCGUCCCUGAUCAGCAUCCGCAGCUCGCUCAACCGCUACCUGAACGAGCCGCCCUACAGCCGGACCGUGGACCUGAGCCGGGACCCGGAGCUGCGCAGCGCCAACGCGGAGCUGGCGGCCGUGCUGCGGCGGCUGGAGCUGCAGGGCGCGGGCCCGGUGGUGCAGAAGCAGGCGGUGACGCGCUCCGACCUGCGCCUGCUCUACUACGGAUCCUCCGUGUUCGACACCCACACCCCGUUCGGGCUGCUCAACAAGGUCUGGUUCGAGACGUGCAUGUACUUCUGCACCCGGGGGAGGGAGAACCAGCGGGAGCUGCGGGAGGACUCGUUCGGCCUGGCGGAGGAUGAAGCCGGGAGGAGGUUCGUGUUCUGCCGGGCCGGCCCUGGGUCCGGGUCCGGGUCCCGGGGCCGGGUCAAGGACGCCCUGCUCCCGCGCAUGUACGAGAGCGGCACGGAGCGCUGCCCCUACUCCAGCUUCGUGCGCUACGUGUCCAAGCGGAACCCGCUGUGCCGCGCGUUCUUCCAGCGGCCGCGGGAGCACGGCUGCUCCCUGCGGGACCCCACCUGGUUCGAGAACAAGGCGGUGGGCAAGAACCUGCUGGGCACCAGGAUGCAGAUGCUGUCCCGCGCCGCCAAGCUCUCCAAGACCUACACCAACCACUGCAUCGGCGCCGUCUCCAUAGCGACGCUCAACGGCAUCGUGGGCGCCGGCGCCGCGGCCGCCACGCUCCGCGUUGCCAUGGAGACGGAGGAUGGAGACGGAGGACGGUCCCGCCUCCAGCUCGGGAUCAUGCCGACCCCCCCCAGCUCGGCGGGGGAGGAGGGAGGGGGGGGUGGAGCUGGAGCCCCCGCUGCCAAGAGAAGGUGCCUGCGCUCGGGCACGCGCGCGCAGGCGCAGGCGCAGGCGGGGGGGCAGGACACGCGCACGGAGCCUGGCGCCCUGGAGACCCCAUCCCCACCUGCUGCCGGAAAACAGGACAGCCGAGACUGCAGCGUGUCCCAUCAGCAUCUCACCGCCAGUUCUCCUCUGGAGUCGGCAGGUGUCCCCACACCGGCCCAGCUCACCAAAGCCAACGCUCCGGUCCACAUCGAUGUAGGGGGACACAUGUACACCAGCAGCCUGGCGACUCUCACCAGGUACCCUGAGUCAAGAAUCAGCCGUCUGUUUGAUGGAACUGAGCCCAUCGUGUUAGACAGCCUGAAGCAGCACUACUUCAUCGAUCGGGACGGCCCUAUGUUCCGCUACAUACUUAACUUCCUCCGCACCUCCAAACUGCUCAUCCCUGACGACUUCAAAGAAUACUCCCAGCUGUGUGAAGAGGCCUCCUUCUUCCAGCUGGCUCCCCUGCAGGCGGCGCUGCAGCGCUGGAGGACUCAGCAGGAGGGCAAGGGGACGUGCGGAGAGUGUGAAUGUGUCCUGGUCCACGUGGCUCCGGAGCUCCAGGAGAGGAUAAGUAUAAGCCUGCACCGGGCGCUGAUAGAGGAGCUUUUUCCUGAGGUGAAAGACAUUAUCUCCAACUCCCUGAGCACCAGCUGGAACCAGGACUCCACGUACAUCACCCGCUUCCCACUGGACGGACACUGCCAGCUCAGCUCCGUUCAGGUGUUGGAGCGUCUGCAGCAGAGCGGCUUCUGCAUCACGGCCUCCAGCGGCGGCGGAGCAGACUCUUCUCAGUUCCAUGAAUACAUCCUGCAGAGGGACGUCAGGUGCAGCCGGCACGGCCCCCGCCUCGGCCCCCGCCUCCCCUCCAUCAAACAGGAAGCCCUGGACUGAACUGGGAGGCCGGUUGAACUUUGUCUGCCUGGGUGGGGGACCCGAUGAAUGUUGAGACGGUUGGAUGUCCCCCCUCCUCCGGUGGUCUAAGACGGUCUCUGAACCAGCGCCAGGCGCUGGUGCCAGCAGGAAGCAGAGUGCCUCCCAAUUUCUGCUUCUGUAAAACUAAGAUGACUUCUGGGCUGUGUUGGCUAUCGGAUAAAUUAUUUUAUCACUGAAACUCUCAUUGUACUAUUAAGAGAAUU